AUGACUGCUAUACUGGGUGGCGGCUUAGGAGGCCUGUCUACUGGUUACUAUUUACUUAAAAAUAAUAUGAAUAGUAACAACAAUCUAAAGUUAUUUCUCUUAGAAGCGACAAACUACUGCGGUGGAUGGAUCAAAUCUAUCCGAACUAAAGACUACGUGUUUGAACAAGGACCAAGAACUAUUAGGCCUAAAGGACUAACUGGAUUGAAUACCUUGAACAUGAUGCAAGAUCUUGGUCUCAGCGAGCACAUUGCGCCUAUCAAAUCGGACCACCCGGCGGCUAACAUCAGAAUGAUAUAUGUACGUAACAACUUACAUACUCUACCUUCGAAUUUAAUGAGUGUCUUCACAAAGAGCCAGCCAUUUUCCAAGCCUUUAAUUUACGCUCUGUUCAACGAUAUUAAAUCCCCAUAUAAAAUAUUACCAGACGAUUCAAUAUAUAAUUUUGUAGAAAGACGUUUUGGUAAAGAAAUUGCCGACUAUGCUAUAUCUCCAAUGAUAUGCGGGAUUUGUGCUGGUGAUGCGAAGGAAAUAUCUGUUAAGUUCUUGAUGAAAACAUUAUUUGAAUAUGAACAAAAUCAUGGCGGAGUAAUCAAAGGCUUAUUCAAGUCCUUUUUAAAACCAAAAUCUGAUGCUGAUCUUGAUCUUAGUGAGCUUGCAAAAAAGGCGCAAGAAGAAAAAUGGAAUGUUUACACUAUCAAGGGAGGCUUGGAAACAUUUCCAGAUACUUUACAGAACCAUUUGAUUGAAAACAAUGUGAAUGUCAGUCUUAAUACAAAAGUUAAUGAAAUUGAGUUCGUAGAUUCAAGCUCUGUAAUACUGAAGCAAGCUAAUGGAGAAACUCACACAGCCAAUCAUGUCUACUCAUCUAUACCGGCUUAUGCUCUUGCUAAUUUAGUGAAGAAGCAACAUCCUAGAUUGGCUCAGACACUAAGCGACAUUCCAUUUGUUACUGUAGGCAUUGUCAACUUAUAUUUUGACAACGAUGAACCUCUUAUUCAACCUGCAUUUGGGUUCCUCGUGCCACCAAUUGAAAACUCGCCUAUCCUUGGGGUAGUGUUUGAUUCUUGUUGUAUACCUGAUCAAAAGGGAACAGUGUUGACUGUCAUGCUUGGUGGUAAAUGGUAUAAGGAAAAGUUUGGAGACAAUGCCACUGAGAAGAUGUUGUUAGAAGUGGCUUUGAAGGAAAUUGUGAAGAUAUUGGACAUAAAAAUUGAUCCUACUGCUUAUCAUGUGAACAUUCUGAAACAAUGUAUACCUCAGUAUGUGAUAGGACACUAUGAGAGAGUGGCAAAGAUUAGGGAGUACAUUGCCUCAAAUAAUUUACCAAUAUCUCUGGUUGGGUGUAGUUACGAUGGUGUAGGUAUAAAUGAUGUCAUAUAUUCAGCUAAGCAACAGGUUGAAGAAAAUCCAUGUCUACAGGGUUAA
Molecule: messenger RNA, 1428 nt
Organism: Spodoptera littoralis (African cotton leafworm)
Lineage: Eukaryota; Metazoa; Arthropoda; Insecta; Lepidoptera; Noctuidae
Source: the annotation of a GenBank genome assembly